Molecule: messenger RNA, 1413 nt
Organism: Psilocybe cubensis
Lineage: Eukaryota; Fungi; Basidiomycota; Agaricomycetes; Agaricales; Agrocybaceae
Exons: 15
Coding region: 1-1413 (470 amino acids)
Biological process (GO): carbohydrate metabolic process
Cellular component (GO): extracellular region
Molecular function (GO): hydrolase activity, hydrolyzing O-glycosyl compounds; cellulose binding
Source: RefSeq, a predicted model, not a curated record
AUGUUCAAAGACACAUUAGUGUUAUUCGCAUUUACUGCAGUAGUUCUCGCCCAAGUUUCGCCAUACGGCCAGUGCGGUGGACAAGGCUGGACUGGUGGAACAACUUGUACUUCUGGGUGGCAAUGUGUAUAUUCCAACCCAUACUACUCACAGUGCAUUCAAUCCACUGCUGGUGGUUCUACAACGACGGCUUCUGCACCCAAUCCUACCUUGACAGGUAUCGCAGCAACGGCUCCCACCACACCGCCGUCCACUUUAACUGGAAAACUUCCCGCAUUAGGGUGGAACUCCUGGAAUGCAUACGGCUGCAAUAUCAACGAAGCCAAGUUUAUAGCAGCCGCCAACCAAUUCGUCUCUCUCGGACUCAAGGAUGCGGGGUACCAAUAUGUCAACAUUGAUGAUUGCUGGGCUAACACCUCCCGCGAUUCGUCCACAAACCGCAUAGUUCCGGACCCCUCCAAAUUCCCCGAUGGAAUUAGUGGGUUGGCUUCUCAAGUCCAUAACUUGGGUUUGAAGAUUGGCAUAUACAGUGAUGCAGGAACGAAGACGUGUGCCGGAUAUCCUGGCUCCUUGGGAAAUGAAGUGCUCGAUGCAACUACUUUCAGCGAGUGGGGAAUCGAUUACUUGAAAUAUGAUAAUUGCAAUGUCCCCGGAAACUGGUCUGACAGUGCAACACCUCAAGGCAAUGACUGGUACAACUCCAACUCUGCCAUCCGGUAUCGUCAAAUGGGCGCCGCUCUGGCAACUGUCUCCCGUCCCAUACAGUUUGAGCUGUGCAUCUGGGGAGAUGCUAACGUUUGGACAUGGGGUUCCCGAGUCGGACACUCUUGGAGAAUGUCAGGAGAUGCUACGGCAACAUGGUCCUAUAUAUCCAACAUCAUCAACAUAAACGCUGCUCAUUUGUCCUCCGUCAACUUCUUCUCACAUAACGACAUGGAUAUGAUGGAAAUUGGAAACGGCGCAUUGACAAUCCAAGAACAACGUACCCACUUUGCUGCCUGGGCGUUCUUGAAGAGUCCUAUUCUUUUGGGAACAGACCUGAGCAAAUUGAACUCGACUCAACUCACCAUCAUUAAAAACCCAGAGCUGCUUGCAUUCCAUCAAGAUGCGACAAUUGGCACGCCAGCAAUGCCAUUCACCGCCUUCUCUUCGAUGCCGACGACCUCCCCUCCAGAGUACUAUUCUGGAAAGUCUUCAAAGGGUGUCCAUGUGUUCAUCAUCAAUACCUCGUCCAGCACAGCUACUAAGCAAUUCACGUUCUCCAAUGUCCCUGGUUUAUCGGCGUCGGGGACUUACAAGGUUCAUGACAUGUGGGCGGGUACUGAUCUCUCCGGCACACAUAGUGGCUCGUCGAGCUUCUCUGUUAGUGUCGCUCCACACGAUACUGUUGCGUAUCUAAUCAGCAACGCGUAA